Paramecium primaurelia is the source of this 663-nucleotide messenger RNA. The record is from the annotation of a GenBank genome assembly. NCBI's taxonomy places the organism in Eukaryota, Ciliophora, Oligohymenophorea, Peniculida, Parameciidae.
AUGAAACAAAUAAUUAUGAAGGCUUUCGAUAAAAAAUAUAAAGUUAAACCUGGGAUAUCUGUUAUUGGCAAUACAGAAUAAUGUAACAUUCAAGUUCCUUUGCCUGUAUGUUUCAAAUUAAACUAUGAUUCAAAUAUUUUAUGGAUUUAGCCAAUUAUAAAUAUUCAUAGAAUUAAUGGCCAAGGAGAUGCUCAAUUAUUGAGGAUAGAUAAGGAAUAUGAAUUAGAUCUUACAACUGGUCAAAAACAAAUCAUUGUCUAAGAGCAAACAUUAACUUUUGAAUAUGCAAGACCAAAAAUCAUCAAAAUCAAUCUCAUCAAACAAAACAAACCAAAUUUAACUAUUCUCGAACCGCCAAUCAAUAAAUAGACUUAAAUUGAAUAAAAUGAAAAACCUAUAACAAAUUCAUAGAAAUCAAAAGGCUAACCUAAACAUUAUUUACUAGUUUAAAAUUAUGUAUUAAUAAUUAUUCAUAAUUAGAUUAAAUAAAUGAAUGGAGAGAAUACAGAAUCAAAUUUUCUAAUUUUUCAGUUUGUAAUGAUGAUCUGUUAAAAUUAUUAAAAAUGGGCAUUUAUGUUGAUAUUGAAUAAUAUAACAUUUUGGUUAUGGAAACAUUCAAGAGAACUUUCAAUCUCCUUUUAGCAAUUAAUGAAGGGAAAAUGA